AUGGCUUCGACUACAGGCAUUCAUCAAGAUUACUCGGUGGUCGCGGAUAUAAGCGACCAUGAGCCUUUACUUGGUCGUCCAGGGGAUGUCGCUCAGAAAGAGGGCGAGAGUGUCGUUCGCAACCUCAUAACUGGAUACCAGUUGGCCGCGUUGGUCUGGUCGGGGGUUCUGUCGCAGCCGCUGUCACUUUUCUCGCCACACCCGAUGCUCAGCAUCUCCGCGGUUCUUCUGCAAGUCCAAGCCGCGCUCAUCGUCCAGCCAACCGUAACACCGGCACAGAAACACAACGGCGCCCGCAUCCACGCCGCAAUCCAGCUGCUCAGUGUCGCAUGCUUUAUAUCUGCAUUCACUAUCAUCGAGCUUAACAAGGGCGAUCACCCGCACUUCACCUCGCCGCACGGCAUCCUCGGCUUGACGACCUAUAUCUGCAUCGCGCUACAGACCCUUGGUGGCGUCGUGCAAUUCUUUGUCCCCAGUCUCGUACUCGGAAGUGUGGACGCAGGCAAAAGACUCUACAAGUACCACCGUAUCGCCGGAUAUGUUGUGCUUCUGCUGGAGAUGGCAGUUGUUGUGGCAGCGACGCAGACUGAUUACAACCUAACCACGUUGCGGAUCCCUCUGUGGGCUACUCUGGUUGCUAUUGUUUUGAUACUAGCUGGCGUGGGUGCCCGGAUUAAGAAACAUAAGUUGGGAUUCUGA
Penicillium lagena is the source of this 699-nucleotide messenger RNA. RefSeq names its product cytochrome b561 domain-containing protein. The coding region runs from base 1 to 699 and encodes 232 amino acids. The record is from RefSeq and is a predicted model, not a curated record. The transcript has 3 exons. NCBI's taxonomy places the organism in Eukaryota, Fungi, Ascomycota, Eurotiomycetes, Eurotiales, Aspergillaceae. Gene Ontology annotation, molecular function: transmembrane monodehydroascorbate reductase activity.